UUGCCAUUGGCUCAUUAAUUCGCAAUUCUCGAUCCAAUUUCAAGCAUCCCAAGAAUCUGUCUUUUCUUUCAUUUUCUCUCUCAUCAACUCAUCAUACACAAUUUUUGUUCCUUUGUUCCGUUGUUGAUGUCGUUUUCUUGUUAGUUCUUCGCAGGCGUUAUCCAUUGUGGGGCGUGUUUUUUCCUUUUGUUUCUUCUUUACCCUUUAUCGGAUUCUGCCCCUUUCAAUAAUUUAAUUGCGGUAAUCUCAGUUACUAAUAUUUAACCCCAUUCUCUAUAAAAACUCAUUCUUUUCCCAGUUGUCGUUUAUUCCCACCACAUUGAAGAAGAAGAGGAAGUAGAAUCACCGUUUCGCCUUUUGGGAUUCUUGAGAAUUGUGUGAAAUUGAUGUCUUUGGCUGUUGGAGUCGCUACGAGUUCAAAAGACAUGGGGUUUGAUGAUAACAACAAGGGUGAUGGUGAAGAGGGCAACCCGGUUCAUAACCCGGAACCCGAAACCGAGGAUGAAGACGAGGAUGAUGCCGAAGCCAAAAUUCAGUUGGGGCCUCAGUGCACUCUCAAGGAGUUGUCUGAAAAGGACAAGGAUGAUGAGAGUUUGAGAAGAUGGAAGGAACAGCUUCUUGGAAGUGUGGAUAUCAACUCUGUUGGAGAAACACUUGAUCCAGAAGUGAAAAUCGUGAGCCUGACGAUUAAAACUGCUGGUAGGGAUGAUAUUGUUCUUCCGAUCCCCGAGGAUGGGAACCCGAAAAGCCCGUGGUUCGUACUGAAAGAGGGAAGCAAGUACAACCUGGUAUUCACGUUCCAGGUUAGCAACAAUAUUGUAGCCGGCUUCAAGUACAAGAACAACGUCUGGAAAACCGGCAUUAAAGUGGACAACACGAAAGAGAUGAUCGGAACCUUCAGCCCUCAGCCGGAACCUUAUACACACAUAAUGCCGGAAGAGACUACGCCUUCUGGAAUUUUUGCUAGAGGUUCAUAUUCAGCAAAAACUCAGUUCCUGGAUGAUGACAAGAGAUGCUACCUGGAGCUUAAUUAUAGUUUCGAGAUCAAGAAAGAGUGGCCGCAGUCAUAAACUAAAGGUCCCAAGUUAGAACCACAUUUCCUGUGCCCUGAGAAUGUACUUGUUUCAGUGUUUUUUAAAGCAUUUUUCCGCCGAUUUGUUGGUAUGUUGUGUGAUGAGAUGAUAGAACGAGGAGGUGAGAUUGGUUGUUGAGAUGACAAAGUGGAUGAUACAUUUUAGCAUUAUAUCUCAUUGAUUUGUUGAUUGUCAUGCAAUAAACUUGUGCUUGACCUCCAACAAUUCACUUGUGUUUCUUC
Molecule: messenger RNA, 1315 nt
Organism: Salvia hispanica
Lineage: Eukaryota; Viridiplantae; Streptophyta; Magnoliopsida; Lamiales; Lamiaceae
Product: rho GDP-dissociation inhibitor 1-like
Biological process (GO): Rho protein signal transduction
Cellular component (GO): cytosol; membrane; cytoplasm
Molecular function (GO): Rho GDP-dissociation inhibitor activity; protein binding
Source: RefSeq, a predicted model, not a curated record